This is a messenger RNA of Tarenaya hassleriana, 1244 nucleotides long. Its product is annotated as probable pectinesterase 53. Gene Ontology annotation, molecular function: pectinesterase activity. NCBI's taxonomy places the organism in Eukaryota, Viridiplantae, Streptophyta, Magnoliopsida, Brassicales, Cleomaceae. The record is from RefSeq and is a predicted model, not a curated record. Gene Ontology annotation, biological process: cell wall modification. The coding region runs from base 96 to 1220 and encodes 374 amino acids. The transcript is spliced from 5 exons.
AUGAAAUUCAAGGGUACGUCUUCUAUAUAAUACAAACGCGUAUACCCUUCACAAAAUUAAUAGAGGAAAACACUUGCACUCUCAUAUCACUCUUCAUGGCCUCAAAUCAUCGGGUCUUCACAUUCAUUCUCUUCCUCGUAUCUCUCCACGUCAAUCUUCACUUCAUCUCUUCGUCUUCUUCUUCUUCGAAAGCGGAUUUCGAGAGAUGGGUAUGGUGGAACAUGAAGAACCACCGAAGUAGAAAAGCAAUGGAGUCGGUCUCAGGGAGGGAAACUAGACAGAUGGAUGAGAAGCUUCGGAGAGCGGAGAUGAACAAAGUGAGCAUAAGCGUGAGCCAAGAUGGCAAUGGUGAUUUCACUAACAUCAAAGACGCACUUAGCAGUAUCCCUCCUCGUAACAAAAGGAGGGUCGUCCUCAUCAUCAAACCCGGUGUUUAUAGGGAAAAGAUUUUGGUACCGAAGACGUUGCCAUUUGUUACGUUUCUUGGAGACUCAGAAGAUCCACCGACGAUCACCGGAAACGACACAGCCUCCGUUGUCUCCGAUGACACCGGAAAGCCGUUGAAGACUUACCGUAGCCCAACAGUGGCCGUCGACGCAGAUUAUUUUGUCGCCAUUAACAUCAAAUUCGAGAACACAGCAAUGCACGAGGUGGGGAGGGAGGGAGAGCAGGCAGUGGCUCUGAGGGCGUCGGGGACGAAGACAGCAUUCUACAAUUGCAGCUUCAUGGGAUCACAAGACACUUUAUACGACCACAAGGGCCUUCAUUACUUCAACAACUGCUUCAUUCAAGGCUCUGUCGAUUUCAUCUUUGGUUAUGGUACCUCUCUCUACGAGAACUGCCACUUGAACUCGGUGGCUAAGAAAGUUGCCUCAUUGACUGCCCAAAAACGGACCAUAUCUUCACUGGCAAGUGGGUUCUCGUUCAAGGACUGUUUGGUAACAGGUUCAGGUACAGUAUACCUUGGGAGAGCAUGGGGCGAUUACUCUCGAGUAGUCUUCUCCUACACUUUCAUGGACAACCUCGUCAUCCCUCGAGGUUGGAGCGACUGGGGUGACCAGAAACGCGACCAAAGGGUGUAUUAUGGGGAGUACAAGUGCAAGGGACCGGGUGCGAACAUGACAGGACGGGUACCAUGGGCAAGGGUUCUGACGGACGAAGAGGCCAUCCCUUUUCUCGGCACUUAUUUUGUUGAUGGAGACACUUGGCUCAUCAAUUAGCCACUCUCUCUCUCUCUCUCUCAA